AUGCUGACGUUUAGAAAGACCCAGCAGCAGCAGCAGCAGCAGCAAGGACCUUCCUCGAUACAAAUUACACCGUACGACUAUAACGAUGACACCAAGACCCACGGCAAGCCCAGUUUCACACCAAAGAAUUUCUUAGUACCGUUUGGCCACAUUAGAUCGAUUCGAGAUAUACUUAUACCAGUAGUGAUAUUUCUUGUGAUUCUAUUCACGGUAGCUACGCAAUUUUUCCAAUUUAGCUCGACGUUUGUCCCGAAGUUGCUGGGGUUGGACACGAACCAAGUGCAGUUUUUCGACCUUGCCAACUAUAAGGGAGACCCCUAUGGCUGGCAGUACGAUGAGCGGGUCUUGUUUUGCGUACCCUUGAGAGAUGCCGCUGCCCAUUUGCCCAUGUUUUUCAACCACAUGAAGAAACUCACCUAUCCGCACAAUCUCAUUGACUUGGCUUUUUUAGUCAGUGACUCAAGUGAUGACACCAUGGGUGAACUAAUGAAGCACUUGGAAGAAGUUCAAAAAUCGCAGCAACCAUUUGGUCAGAUUGAAAUCUUUGAAAAGGACUUUGGUCAAGUGAUUGGCCAGGGGUUCAGUGAUCGACACGGGUUCGCGGCACAGGGACCAAGACGCAAGUUGAUGGCUCGAGCUCGCAAUUGGCUUUGGACAGUUGCCAUUAAGCCGCACCAUUCCUAUGUCUAUUGGCGAGAUGCCGACGUUGAGACUGUGCCGCCGACAAUCUUGGAAGACUUGAUGCACCAUGGUAAGGAUGUCAUUGUGCCCAAUGUAUGGCGCCCGUUGCCCGAUUGGCUAGGCAACCAGCAGCCAUACGACUUGAAUUCGUGGCAGGAAAGCGACGGGGGAUUGCAAUUGGCAGAUACGUUGGACGAAGACGCGUGUAUUGUUGAAGGCUACGUCGAGUACCAAACAUGGAGACCGCAUUUGGCGUACUUGCGAGAUCCAUAUGGCGACCCCGAGGUUGAAAUGGAUCUAGAUGGCAUUGGAGGUGUCUCAAUCUUGACCAAGGCCAAAGUGUUUCGCACAGGCUCGCAUUUCCCCGCGUUUUCAUUUGAAAAACACGCUGAAACAGAGGCAUUUGGCAAAUUGAGCAAGAGAAUGGGGUAUAGCGUCGUUGGCUUGCCUCACUAUGUCAUUUGGCAUAUAUAUGAGCCAUCGCAGGAUGAUUUGAAGCACAUGGAGUGGAUGGCGCUGGAGGAAGUACGACAACAAGAGGAAUUGAAGGUCAAGAAUAAGUACGAUAAGGUGUGGGAUAAGGCUUAUAAGGACGUACAGGGAGAAUGGUCAAAGGAAAGAAUCAAAUUUUUGAAAAACACCGAUAUGUCAAAGCAUAGAAAGAUUCAGGUGGACUGGGAAGGUGUUGACGAUUGGCAUAUCGAUGAAGGUCAAAAAAAUGAGAAAAAAUUGGCCGAUUUCAGUCCAUGA
Messenger RNA from Lodderomyces beijingensis, 1431 nucleotides. NCBI's taxonomy places the organism in Eukaryota, Fungi, Ascomycota, Pichiomycetes, Serinales, Debaryomycetaceae. The record is from the annotation of a GenBank genome assembly.